Messenger RNA from Neoarius graeffei (lesser salmon catfish), 2272 nucleotides. It is a transcript of the gene sp8a, whose product is annotated as sp8 transcription factor a. The record is from RefSeq and is a predicted model, not a curated record. Lineage: Eukaryota; Metazoa; Chordata; Actinopteri; Siluriformes; Ariidae. Gene Ontology annotation, molecular function: DNA-binding transcription factor activity, RNA polymerase II-specific; RNA polymerase II cis-regulatory region sequence-specific DNA binding. The transcript is spliced from 2 exons. Gene Ontology annotation, biological process: regulation of transcription by RNA polymerase II. The coding region runs from base 94 to 1446 and encodes 450 amino acids.
UGACAACACUCGUUGGAAAAAAGAAAAAAAAAAACCCGAACAAGCGCAUAGUCUAUAAAUGUAAAGGUUUUCUCAAAGGUGGACACUUCUGGGAUGGCAACUUCACUUCUGGGGGAAGAGCCCAAGUUUGGAUCUACUCCUUUAGCCAUGUUGGCUGCAACCUGUAACAAGAUCGGCAGCCCGAGUCCGACAUCUGCCAUGAUAUCAGACAGCGCUUCAUUUGGGAAAGGCUUCCAUCCUUGGAAAAGAGGCUCUCCGGGGAGCUGCAGUCUCGGGUCCAGUUUGUCAUCUCGAGGCGGUAGCGGCCUGGUGGAAACCUUUAGCGCAAACGCUUCUCCAGUUUCCAGCGCUUUCUCACUAACGACCAGCAGCAGCGCGUCCGGGAGCCCCUUCGGGAGCGAUUACUCUGCGUUUCAGACCUCUGUGUCCAUCUCAGGCGGACCUCAGGAGCCGAGUUCGCAGCCCGUGUUCAUCUCCAAAGUGCACACUUCGGUGGACAGCUUGCAGGGCAUCUAUCCGAGGAUGGGGGUCGCGCACGCGUAUGACUCUUGGUUCAAAUCGGGCAUCGCGUCUGGGGACGUGAGCGCGUCAGCCGGCGCUUCGGCCUGGUGGGACGUGGGCACGGGUUGGAUCGACAAUCCACUGGGCGCCAACGGCCUCCAGACCUCGCUGCAUUCUCCGUUAGGAAGCUACAACUCGGACUACUCGGCGGCGCUCGGGCACUCUGCGUUCAGCGCUGCUUCAUCGCCGCACCUGCUCGCCGGCGGGCAGCACCUAGUGGACGGAUUCAAGCCCGUGUUGCCGGCCUCGUACCCGGACUCGAGCCCAAGCUCAGUGGCUGGAGCCAGCGGAGCAGUCCUAACCGCAUCGCCUGCUGUGACACUCGCGGGCUCUCCACGCUCGUCUGCGCGGCGCUAUGCGGGCAGGGCGACCUGCGAUUGCCCGAACUGCCAAGAGGCUGAACGGCUCGGACCGGCAGGAGCGAGCCUCCGGCGCAAAGGGCUGCACAGCUGCCACAUCCCGGGCUGCGGGAAAGUCUACGGCAAGACGUCUCACCUGAAGGCGCACUUGCGCUGGCACACGGGCGAGAGGCCGUUCGUGUGCAACUGGUUGUUUUGCGGAAAGAGGUUCACACGCUCCGAUGAGCUCCAGAGGCACCUGCGCACGCACACCGGCGAGAAGCGCUUCGCCUGCCCCGUGUGCAACAAGCGCUUCAUGCGCAGCGACCACCUCAGCAAACACGUGAAGACGCACAGCACCGGUGGCACCGAAAAUUCAGCCUCGAACGGCGGCGUGUGCAAAAAGGGCAGCGACACCGACAGCGAACAGAGCGCGCCGGGCAGCCCUGCGUGUCAGUCCCCGGAUAACACUGCGCACUACGGGGCCAGUCCAGACGGCAAGCACGAGAGGCCCCAGUUCAAUCAGCUCAACAAUCUCAGUUUGUAAAAUAGGUAUAAAUGGUAAAAUUGCGUUAAGGCUGUGUCAGUACGCCUACUUCUAUCCAUCCACACAUAACUAAGAAAAAAAAACUUUUGGAAAUGUUAUCUAAUAUUUUAUUCAAAAGUCUCAGGUGUCUUCAGAAACACAGACAGACAGGGAGCAGAGACAACUUCCAGUAGCCUCCUGUAAAACAAACAAACAAACAAACAAACAAACAAACAAACCUGGAGACCUUCAUGCGUCAAAGAAACUUCAACAAAACCCCCUUAUGUUUACUGUAUAUAUUUAGGUUUAUUAUGAAUUGUCUUGUUUGAUUAAACUAUACUGAGGCACUUUACUCUUCAUAUUUAAUUCGGUUUACUUUAUGGUAAACCCAAUACACCAUAAACUCAGCAAGACAACACUGCUGAGAGUUUCAAACUCUGAAUGGUGUUUUCCGGAAAAAAAAAAUCCAUCAGAUGUUGCUUAGUUAUCAGAGAAGGCUCUCAUGGCCUUCAGGACACUUGUGAAAUGUAUUCAAGCAAAUUUAAAGAAUCCAGUCUCAGUGUGGUUUUGUACCGUAGUUUUUAAUGACCUUGUGACUGGAACCUGCUCAGAUCUUCCCCUCCCAGUGCGCGGACAUGUUCACUUUCUCCUGGAAAACAAACUGAAAAGUUGUACAUAGAGUGUGUCUCGGUCUCAGUUUUAUUUAUCCACGAGUUUGAACUUGUACUUUGAAGUCUAUCAGAGUCGCACUUUGAAUUUAUAUUUAUGAUUUUAGAAUAGGAUCAUUUCUAUCAGGUUGUUCAUCCUUUUUUUUUUAAUUUAAUCAUUUUUGGUUUGUUUAAUUUAA